UUUAUUUUAAAUAUAAGAAAAAAAUUUUAGUUUUCAAAUUUGAAUUAUUAAUCUUGUGAGCUGAUUAAAAACAUAAUUAAGUCUAGGCAAACAAAGUUAAAUCAAUAGCAGUAAACAGUAGAAGACCAGCAGUUCAAGACAUGAACAGUUGGUUACAUGCCGUCAUGUAUAACCCAUAUAUCAUUUUUUAUUACUGAUUAGAAUCAGUCAUAUAUAUAUACAUAUAUUUUUUUUUAAUACUCAUAUUUGAUAGCAGAAUAUUAAAUUAAUGAAUAAUAUUCGCGACUACGGUUAAAAGUUUAAUUGAAAUCAAUAAUCUCGGAUCAAUAAGAGAUAAGUGAUGGACAGCAGCAAGAAAUACGAUAAUCCAAAUCCACGAUUGACAGCUAAUAUUUUUAGUAAAUUAAUAUUUUGGUGGUUAACCCCAUUGUUCUCUUAUGGAAGAACUCAUGAUCUGCAGGCUAAAGAUUUGCCAAAUGUUUUACCUGACGACCGAAGCGAAUUACUUGGAGAUGUUCUCGAAAGAAACUGGAAAAAAGAACAAGAUUCCGCACGUGAAGAAAAAAGAUCUCCAAGAUUAUUCACAGCCUUACGAAAUACAUAUUUACUGCCAUACUUAUAUUUUGGAUUUUGGGUAGCUUUGUGCACUGCAUUAAGAAUACUCCAACCAUACGUAAUGGGGCUUCUUAUCUGGUAUUUCGAUCCACGAUCCAAUAGUUCGAUUAGCGAAGCUUACACAUACGCAACAAUAGUAAUUUCCUUAUCGUGUUGUAUCGGUCUACUUGAGCACCACAUGAAUUCAAAACAAAUUGAGUUUGGAAUGCGCGUACGAGUCGCAUGCUCGUCAUUGGUUUACCGAAAGAUGCUAAAAUUGUCAACCUCAGCUGCUAGUACAAUAGCCGGCGGACAAAUAAUGAAUUUGUUAUCAAACGAUGUAUCAAGAUUCGAUUAUUUAUUUAUGUUUCUUCAUUAUCUCUGGAUACUUCCGUUCCAAGUAAUAGCCACAGCAUUUUUAAUUUGGCAAAGCGUCAAAGUUGCCAUACUAAUUGGUAUAUUUUUUAUGAUACUACAAACUAUACCACUGCAAUUAUAUUUAAGUAAAUGGACAUACAAAUUUCGUAAUAAAAUAGCCAAGCGUACAGACGAACGAGUACGUUUGAUGACUGAAAUAAUAAACGGGAUACAAGUUAUAAAAAUGUAUACAUGGGAAAAACCAUUUCAACAAUUGGUAUCACUUGCCCGUAAAUAUGAAAUAGACAUACUAACAAUAAUGUCAUACUUAAGAGGCUUCAAUUACGCGACAUUUGUAUUUACUGAACGCAUAACACUUUAUUUUACAAUAAUGGCGUAUGUACUCGCUGGCAAUACUCCAUCUGCGGAUAUUGUAUUUUCAAUAGCACAGCAUUUAAAUAGAUUGCAAUUGACAAUGGCAAUUUAUUGCCCACAAGCAAUAUCAGCAAUCGCCGAAUCUCUGGUAUCAGUAAAACGAUUGGAGAAAUUUUUACUGUUACAAGACAAUAAACCGCUGAUGAUAUCAUCAUCACCUGCUGAUAAAUCUGUGGUAAAAAUAAAAGACGGAAGUGCCUCGUGGGAGGAAAAUUCAAUUGCCAACACAUUGCACAACAUUAAUAUUACAAUAAAUGCUGGACAAUUGUGUGCACUCAUUGGGCCAGUUGGUGCUGGUAAAAGUUCGCUGUUACAAUUAAUUUUAGGUGAGCUACCUGUCAAUCACGGACACGUGACAAUUGGUGGACGUGUGUCUUAUGCCUGUCAAGAGUCUUGGCUGUUCUCGGGCUCAGUGAGAAAUAAUAUUUUAUUCGGACAGCCAUAUGAUGAAAGACGUUAUCGUCAAGUGACAAAAGCUUGUGCCUUAUUAAAAGACUUUGUACAACUACCUCAGGGAGACAAAACACUAGUCGGUGAACGUGGUGCUGCAUUGAGCGGUGGGCAGCAAGCGCGUAUUAAUUUAGCAAGAGCUGUUUACAGGGACGCUGAUAUUUAUUUGCUGGAUGAUCCUCUGUCGGCUGUUGACACCCAAGUUGGAAAAAGUUUAUUCGAAGAUUGUAUCAAGGGAUUCUUAGGUAAUAAAACACGUAUACUAGUUACACAUCAAGUCCAGUACUUGAAAGACGUUGACUUGAUUGUCGUGCUGAACAAUGGAGUGAUUGAGAAACAGGGCUCCUAUGAAAGCUUCGACCCGCAGCAUUUUAAGCUGAUGCAUUCUAAUAGCACUGAGGGAUCGGAAAAGAGUUCGUCUGUUGACAAGGAGGCUACGCCAUCCGCUGAUACUUCCUACAUGUCAAAUGGACUCUCCGAAGACGAGAGCGAAGAGCCUGAGGAGACUCAGGAACUGAUGGCUAAGGGUAACUUAAAUAAAGCUUUGGUCUGGAAAUAUUUCAGAGCAGGCGGGUCAUUUGUGAUGCUGCUCACCUGGUUGUUGUUUACAAUCCUCGGGCAGAUUGGGAGCAGCGGUUCUGAUUACUGGGUCGCUUACUGGACUACACAAGAAGAAAUUAAGUUUAGAAUACAUGAUAAAUCAUUUGCGAAUGAUACACUCGGUACUUUAGACGGAAACUCAACCUCAGGUACUUCAGAUAAUGAUACGAGUGUUGAUCUACAAGAGGCAAUAAAUCAAACGCUUUUAGCCAACCAGACCAUGGCUGGUGAUGAAGCCUUUUAUGAUAAAAAUACGGCUCUGACAAUAUACGGGAUUCUGAUUGCGCUGUGCGUAAUUAUGAUAACAGCCAGAAAUUUAAUGUUCUAUAAAGUUUGUAUGAAUGCAAGUAAAAAUUUGCACAAUUCAAUGUUUGCUUGUUUAUUGCAAGCGCCAAUGAAGUUUUUCAAUACCACCUCGUCGGGCAGGAUAUUAAACAGAUUUUCAAAAGACAUUGGGUGUGUCGACGAACAGUUACCAAAGUGUAUGGUCGAGGCGAUACAAAUUUACGCAGUAAUGCUUGGAAUAUUCGUCCAAAUAAUAAUCGUCCAUUGGUGGAUGGUUUUUUUUAUAAUUGUCAUGAUAAUAUUUUAUUGGGUAAUUAAAAAUAUAUAUUUAGCAACAGCCCAAGAUGUCAAGCGGCUUGAAGGUGUGGUCAAGAGUCCUGUUUUUACGCACGUAAGUUCAUCAAUGGCAGGACUGACGACCAUCAGGUCGGGAAAUAGUCAGGAAUUGGUACGAAAAGAAUUUGAUUCUUAUCAAGAUGUGCACACAAGUGCAUUCUCAAUGAUUGUUUUCACGAGUGCCUGGUUCUCGUUGUGGCUAGACGUAGUUACGAUAACAUUCGUCGCCUGUACGAUUUACAGUUUUGUUAUAAUAGACAAUGAAAAUACUUUUGCUGGGUCAGUUGGUCUAGUUGUGUCACAAAUUCUUAUUCUUUGUGGCAUGUGUCAGUUCGGAAUAAGAACAACUGCCGAGGCGAUGACGCAGAUGACAAGUGUAGAGAGAGUACUGCAGUUUACAAAACUUGAUAAAGAAGGACCCUUUGAAAGUGACGUUAAUCAAAAACCACCAUCGACAUGGCCCAGUCAUGGACAAAUUAAGUUUGAGCAUGUCUACUUAAGGUACAACGAAGAUGAUGCGCCGGUACUUAAAGAUUUAAAUGUCACUUUUGAUGCUGGAAUUAAAGUGGGAAUCGUCGGGCGCACUGGUGCCGGUAAAUCCUCUUUAAUUUCGGCGCUAUUUAAUUUAACAAAAUUUGAUGGUAAUAUUUAUAUAGACGGUCUAAGUACAAAUAAAAUUGGCCUGCAUGAUUUAAGAAGCAAGUUAUCAAUAAUACCUCAGGAGCCGAUUCUUUUUUCGGCAACUCUACGGGAUAAUCUUGACCCAUUUCAUGAGUACGACGAUGCGAGUAUCUGGUCAGCUUUAGAAGAAGUUGAAUUAAAAAGUGCCGCGCCUUCACUGGACUAUAUUGUCACUCAGGGUGGGAGUAACUUUAGCGCUGGUCAGCGGCAAUUAUUGUGCCUGGCACGUGCUAUUGUGCGUAACAACAAAAUUCUUAUUAUGGAUGAAGCUACGGCUAAUGUUGACCCUGCGACAGACGAACUGAUUCAGAAAACUAUUAGAAAUAAAUUCAGAAAUUGUACUGUGCUGACAAUCGCUCAUCGUCUCAAUACGAUCAUGGACAGCGAUCGGGUACUGGUGAUGGACAGUGGAAGAAUCGUUGAAUUCGAUCAUCCUCACUUAUUAUUACAGAACCAGGAGGGAUACUUUAGUCGGAUGCUUAAGGAAACCGGAAAAGCAAUGAAUGAUAAAUUAAAAUUAAUAUCACAGGAAACUUACAACAGCAAAUUCACUGCCGAUGAACCACCUCAUUUAGUCAAUGGAACACCAAAGCCAUAAGUCCAUUUUUUUUAAGUUCUACUCCGUAUAUUUUUUUUUUUAUUUUACUUAUUCUUGUACUUACAGUACUUAUUUAAUUACUUACUUUUUUUGAAUAUUUUCACAUUGACAAGACUCUUUUUUUUUGAAACUCAAGUACAAUUUAAAUUGUUAGUAAUUAUUCAAUCAGUUCUAUAUAUUUUUGGGUAAAAAAUAAUUACUGUGAUAAUGAAAAGCAGCAGAUUACUGAAAAUUUAAUAUUUUUAAAAAAUCAAAGUAAAUAUUAACAGAAAAUUUAUUUAUAAAAAUAAAAACUUAAAAAUUUUUUGA
Molecule: messenger RNA, 4645 nt
Organism: Microplitis demolitor
Lineage: Eukaryota; Metazoa; Arthropoda; Insecta; Hymenoptera; Braconidae
Gene: Cftr
Product: ATP-binding cassette sub-family C member 4
Exons: 6
Coding region: 341-4336 (1331 amino acids)
Biological process (GO): transmembrane transport
Cellular component (GO): membrane
Molecular function (GO): ABC-type transporter activity; ATP binding; ATP hydrolysis activity
Source: RefSeq, a predicted model, not a curated record